AUGACUUUCUCUAGAGGAAUAGAGCUCUGUUCAUCUCUUAACAUAAGGCCAGCCUCCUUCUCUACUGGUAUGCUACUGUCAGAGGAGAAAUUCAACUCACUAGACAUAGCCUCACUAUUGUCAAUGGGGAUUCCAGUCAUCCUGCAUCAAACAGAGGCAUCUUUAGAAAAUAAGAAAAUUAAGGACAUAAACAGAGAUAUGAAAGAAAAUGGUCAGCAUGGGUUGGAGAUAAGACAGCUGACUGUUGGGAGUGUUGGGAGUUGGAGUACCCGUCAACAACCAGCGACAAGUGGCAGUCAACGACAGCGCCAUUUGCAAUUUGUUGGUCAAAUUGAGACUUGA
Molecule: messenger RNA, 342 nt
Organism: Striga asiatica
Lineage: Eukaryota; Viridiplantae; Streptophyta; Magnoliopsida; Lamiales; Orobanchaceae
Source: the annotation of a GenBank genome assembly